UUCUCCUUAUUUCCCUCAACAUUUAAGCCCCGCCCCUUAACUUCCUUCUCAAAAUUUUUUACCGUUUUUAGUGUUCAUUUAUUUAAGUUUAUUCACUCACAAAUAUUUUUUAGUUAAAAAUUUUUGGUCAACGAAGUAAAUUAAAAUAAAAUCUUAUUAAAUACACACCAAAAUAUUUUAAUUUUAAAUAAUAACUGCCACAAAAUGAUGUUCACUUAUUGGCCGCCUGUUAAACAUUGCUUUAUAUGCCCUCCAAAUACUCAUCAUCAUCAUUAUCACCCUUCUUCUUCAUUACCCCUUCGUUGUGCCAUUUCUUUGGGUGAUUUGCCUGAUCACAUUUUUCUUCAAAUUUUAAACGAUCAAAAACAAAUUGUUGGGAAUUCUCAUCAUCAUCAAUCUUCUUCUUCUUCCUCCUCAUCAACACAAUCCUUUCCUCAAUAUAACAAAAUAAUGAAGAAAGCAACAAUAUUGAGUGAUGAAAAAUUAAAUGAAGAAUGGGAGGGAGAUGAUAAUAGAAUUGAAAUUUUACAAAAGCGAACGAGCCAAAAAUCUGUUGGAACCCAAACAGGCAACAACAAUUUUCCCUUCAAAAUUGAGGAAGAAGAAGUUGAAGAAGAUGAAGAAGAUUGCAAAAUUAUUUGUGCACAAAUAGCUCAAUCCCUCUUAGACAUUGCAGAUCGUUGGGCACAACAACAACAAGAAAUUCCGACAAAAUCUUUUUGGUUGUUUGGUUGGUUAAAAAUGAAAGUUUUUAGAUUAUUUGGAUAA
Meloidogyne enterolobii is the source of this 768-nucleotide messenger RNA. NCBI's taxonomy places the organism in Eukaryota, Metazoa, Nematoda, Chromadorea, Rhabditida, Meloidogynidae. The record is from the annotation of a GenBank genome assembly.